AUGAGCUGUCAUGUACUGCAGGAGUACCCCCUUGCUCCUCUUGAGGAGGAUUGCAAGCUGUUAGGUUCCCUUUUGGAUGACUGUCUACGAAUCGAAGUGGGGGAUCACCUAUUCUCAAAGGCAAGUACUAGAUUCAAUGCCCUGGAAACCGUUCGUACUCUGGCACACUGCGCUUCUGGACUUUCCCAAAAGGGCGACAAGGAAGCAUCCAACUACCUGUCUGAACGUAUGGCGGACGAGCUGAAGGGCCUGCCUCUGGAUGAAGCAGUUCCACUCACUCGCGCCUGUGGACACUACCUCAACUUGACACAGAUAGCCGAGACUCACCACAGUGUGAGGACUAGCAGAAUUGAGGGAGUCGCUACGAAGACAUUCGAUGAGGUCUUUGGGCAGCUCAUAUCUCAAGGAUGGACACAGGACCAACUGUUUGAGGCGGUGUGCAAGCAGAGGACAGAGGUGGUCUUGACGGCACAUCCCACGCAAGUCAACAGGCGGACUCUCCAGUACAAGCACACGCGCAUAGCCGCCCUGCUUGCACAGAACGACAGGCCAGAUACCACGCAGGAGGAGAAGGAGAACACAAUAGCCGACAUCGUUCGGGAGAUCACAUCGCUGUGGCAGACGGAUGAGCUCAGAAGGCACAAGCCCACGCCAGUGGAUGAGGCGCGCGGAGGAUUGCAUAUAGUGGAGCAAUCGCUGUGGGCGGCGGUGCCAAGUUUCCUGCGGCGGCUGAGCGCCGCGCUGAAGAAGCACACCGGGCGGGAGCUGCCCAUCGGCCCGGCACCCCUCAACUUCGGCUCCUGGAUGGGCGGAGACCGGGAUGGCAACCCAAACGUCACCGCCUCUGUGACACACAAAGUGGCCUGCCUUGCGCGCUGGAUGGCCGCUGACCUGUACCUGCGCGAGGUGGACGUGCUGCGUUUCGAGCUCUCCCAGAACCACGCCUCAGACGAGGUUGGCUCUCCGCCGUCAGAGCUGAUCUGGAGUCCGACCGCAGCGGACGCUUCAAGGAGCAACUCCCUUGACAUGAGUGCACCUCACACACCCAUGCGCGGCAACUCCUCAACAGACCACUCUUCAGCUUCCUCACCAAACCUCGUGCCCUCCUCUCCUAAGGCAAGCCUCAUCCUGCAUAAUCCUUCCUUGCCUGUGAAACUCUAUUUUAAGAAUAGCAAUCACCUUACUGAGAGCACAUCCUCGGUGCAGCCCCAGCUGGGGGAUUUAAAGCAGCAGGCGUUCGCAGCUGGAGUGCAGAAGAGCGCCCUAUCUGACUCCCUGUCAUGGCGCCUGGACAGCCACGGCAAAGCUGUGUCACCCGACACCAUCAAAAAGAGGGGCCUGAAGGUGACCAGUGCUACCCUGUGUGCCUCUAAACCAUUUCAUACUGCUGCAAGGUACCACAAAACUUCCAUUGACGCACUGCUCCAUCCCAGGCACCAUGGCGCCACGCCCUACAGGAUUGUCCUCGGAGACGUGCGACAGAAGCUGGUGAACACGCGCAAGCGCAUGGAGGACAUUCUGCAGGGUGGCCUGCAGAAUGACGACGAUGAGGGGUACGAGACCACGGAUGCCCUCGCGCAGCCCCUCCUCUCCUGCUACUGGUCCCUCUGGGAAUGCGGCAGCGGCAUCGUCGCCGAAGGGCGGCUGCUGGACCUGCUGAGGCGUCUGUCCUGCUUCGGCCUGGGCCUGAUGAAGAUGGACCUGCGGCAGGAGAGCAGCCGCCACACCGACGCCCUCGGAGCCGUCACCAAGUACCUGGGCGUUGGCGACUACAGCAACUGGAACGAGGACGAGCGCAUUGCCUGGCUGGUGCAAGAGCUGGAGAGCAAGCGCCCGCUGGUGCCUCCUUCCAUGCCCAUGACCAGCGAGGUCAAGGAGGUGAUAGACACGCUGAAGGUGGCGGCAGAGGUGGGGCCGGAGAGCGUAUCUGCAUAUGUCAUCUCCAUGGCCACGCACGCAUCGGACGUGCUCGCUGUUGAGCUCCUCAAGCGAGAGGCCUGGCUCAUGGUGGGCACUGAUACCGCGCAGCCGUUGCCGCUGGUGCCGCUGCGGGUGGUGCCGCUGUUUGAGACGCUGGACGACCUGGACAACGCCGGCGCCGCACUCAAGCGCCUCAUCAACCUGCCCUGGUACCGUAAGCAGCUCAGGGAGCUGCAUGGGGACCAUCAGGAGGUGAUGCUAGGCUACAGCGACUCCGGCAAGGAUGCCGGUCGCCUCGCCGCCGCCUGGGCCCUCUACAAGUGCCAGGAGCAGCUCGUCCAGGUGUGCAAGGAGGCCGGGGUGCAGCUGACGCUGUUCCACGGCCGCGGCGGCACGGUUGGGCGCGGGGGCGGCCCCUCCCACCUGGCCAUCCAGUCUCAGCCGCCCGGCAGCGACUUUGUGGUGAUGAGGUAUGGGCUGUGUGUGCAGGGGGAGAUGGUGCAGACGAAGUUUGGCAUACCGGCGGUGGCGGGGCGGCAGAUGGAGGUGCUGAGCACGGCGGUGCUGCUGGCCACGCUGUCCCCGCCCAAGCCCCCGCGCAAGGCCGAGUGGCGCAGCCUCAUGGACCAGCUCUCCAAAAUAUCAUGCGAGGCCUACCGCUCUUUUGUGUUCCAGCACCCGGACUUUGUGCCGUACUUCCGCGCAGCCACGCCCGAGGAGGAGCUGGCCAACCUCAACAUCGGCAGCCGCCCCAGCCGCCGCAAAACGGGCGGUGGUGUGGAGACGCUGCGAGCGAUCCCCUGGAUCUUUGCAUGGACGCAGACGCGCCUCGUGCUGCCUGCCUGGCUGGGCGUGGGCACUGCCAAUCAACAUGUUGCACGUGCUACUGUGCAGGGCAAGAGGGCGGAUCUGAGGGAGAUGUACCAGGAGUGGCCCUUCUUCCAGUCGACCAUCGACCUGAUAGAGAUGAUCCUGGCCAAGGCGGACAUGCGCAUCGCCGCGCUGUACGAUGAGCACCUGGUGCACAACCCAUCCCAACGCGCUCUUGGCGCAGUCAUCCGUGAACGCUUCAUGGCCACCGUCCACGCCGUCCUGCAGGUGACGGGGCAUCAGCACCUGUGCCAGAACAACCCCACUCUGCGCAGGCUGAUCGAGAUGCGCAACCCCUACAUCGACCCCAUCAACAUUCUCCAGGUGGAGAUUUUGCGGCGACUGAGGGAAGACCCCGAGGACCGCUCCCUCCGAGAUGCGCUGCUGGUCACCAUCAAUGGCAUUGCUGCAGGUAUGCGCUCUUCCUCUAUGUCUCGAUCACCACUUGCAGACCUUGCGCCAUGCAAUUUUAUGCUGUUUUCAGAAUGA
Molecule: messenger RNA, 3279 nt
Organism: Coccomyxa subellipsoidea C-169
Lineage: Eukaryota; Viridiplantae; Chlorophyta; Trebouxiophyceae; Coccomyxaceae
Product: putative phosphoenolpyruvate carboxylase
Exons: 24
Coding region: 1-3279 (1092 amino acids)
Biological process (GO): tricarboxylic acid cycle; carbon fixation
Cellular component (GO): cytosol
Molecular function (GO): phosphoenolpyruvate carboxylase activity
Source: RefSeq, a predicted model, not a curated record